AUUAACAAAAAGAAUUGGUAAGAAUGCAUCUACUCCACAUCAUAAUGGAGGUGCAUUUAAACAAUUUAACAAAGCACUGAUGAUAAAUCGUAGUUGACUGAAAAUAUGCAGACCACUUUUGUUCCUGCAUUAUCCAAAAUGUUGGUAAAUAGGAAAACAAGUUUCAAGGACAGUCAUCCAUUGUCUGACUUUGGUCCGGAUGAAAACCUGAAUGAUAAUGCGGACAUCGACUGGGUGAACAAGCCGUGGGUUCGGGGACUGCUUCGAUUCUGUGCCUUUUUGAGUCUUGUAUCAGUUAGUCUCAAUACUCCUGAGAUGUUUGCUUUGAGUGUUCACUUGAUGUAUGUCACCUUUAUCUUUGAUCUUAUCGUUACCUUCCUGUUCUCCGCAGAAAUGAUUGCCAAAAUGCACAUCAGGGGAAUAGUCAAGGGUGAAGCCCCCUAUAUUAAAGAUCGAUGGUGUCAAUUUGAUGGAGUUAUGGUUCUGUGUUUGUGGAUGUCACUUAUUUUACAAGUAUUUGAAAUGACUAAAAUUGUGGAUAUGUAUUCCUAUUGGUCAAUAAUGAGAUUUCCCCGCCCACUUAUCCUGAUUAGGCUCUUCCGAGAAAAGCUGAAAUUCCAACUACCAAAACAAAGGAUUGAAACAAUUUUCAAGCGCUCUCGUAACCAGAUAAUCAAUGUUACGACCUUCUUCUUGUUCUUCAUGUCUCUGUAUGGAAUUCUGGGAGUACAGUUUUUUGGUGAGCUGAAGAACCACUGUGUCAGGAAUGGCACAGAUCCCAGAAAUGUGACGAAGGCUGACCUGAUGAUUCCGGAUUACUACUGCUCUAGGAACCCGGAUUACGGCUAUCACUGUACCAGUGGGAUGGUGUGUAUGCAGCUGGAGCUCAGCAACGUACACCGAGGAUUUGACGGAUUUGAUGAAUUCAUUACGAGUUUCUUCACGGUAUAUGAAGCCGCGUCACAGGAGGGUUGGGUGUUCUUGAUGUACCGAGCUAUAGACAGUCUUUACACUGAGCUAGCCUUCGUCUACUUUAUUACCCUCAUUUUUAUACUGGCCUGGCUCGUCAAGAAUAUCUUUAUUGCUGUGAUUAUUGAGUCGUUUGCGGAGAUUCGAGUUCAGUUCCAACAGAUGUGGGGAUCACGAGGCAGCGCUACGGAUUCUGAUUCUUCACAGGUGAUUCAGUGUGAAGGCAACUCAUGGAAGAUGGUAUUAAUUGAUGAGAAUAAAGCCAAAGGCUUUGCACCACCUUUCUUCCAGAAAAUCCUUUGUUCUAAUUUCUUCCACACCUUCUUUUUGUUGCUGGUUUUUGCCAAUGCUAUCACCGGGGCCACUUUGUCCUUCCGAGGCCAGGCAGAUGUCAGGAACAAAUUGGACGGCUUUUACUAUGCUGAGGUAGCUUUCACGGUCCUUUUCGACUUGGAAGUCGUGUUCAAGAUUUGGUGCCUAGGUUUCCAAGGCUACAAGAAGAGACCUUUCCACAAAUUUGAACUGCUCCUGGCCAUCGGGACAACACUACACAUUAUACCUCAGUUCUACAGGGGUCACUUUACAUAUUUCCAGGUGCUUAGAGUUGUAAGGUUAAUGAAGGCUUCCCCAAUGCUGGAGGAUUUCUGUUUCAAGAUCUUUGGUCCUGGUAAGAAGCUGGGUCACCUUAUCCUGUUUACGAUGUGUCUCCUAAUUAUAGCCUCCAGUAUCAGCCUACAACUUUUCUGUAACAUCAGGAAUUUUAACAAAUUUGGAAGGUUUGAUCAGGCUUUUAUGUCCAUGUUUCAAAUUUUGACCCAAGAGGGGUGGAUCGAGGUGAUGGAUGGGGCAAUCGAGGAGACAGAAACAGGAGGCUUUUUCUUUCCACUUAUUUGUGCCAUUUAUUUCAUUUUGUAUCACCAAUUUGUCACAGUGAUCGUUAUCAGUUCCUUUGUGGCUGUUAUUCUGGACAACCUGGAGUUGGAUGAAGACAUCAAAAAACUUAAACAGUUGAAGGCCAGGGAACAGGUGACUGAGAGCCAACAAAAACUCCCCAUGCGCCUUCGAGUGUUUACCAAAUUCCCGAACCACCCACAGAUGGUGUACCUGUACAAGAUACCGGGUGACUUUAGCCUGUCUCAGAUCAGAGAAAGUGUCAUGAGGCAGUUUUCUACCCCAGAGGUGAACCUCACCGUAGACAUACAGGAGAUCAGUGAAGAAAGCACCACCCUGGUCAAAUUCUCACCAGUCAAGCUGGUCAGACAGGAUGUGAGUGGAUCUAAGAGUGGCGGAGCAAUGGAGAAGAGGAGUGGAAUCACACUCAUUGUUAGGGACUCUGCUCAGCAGAAGAUGCAGGUGUGUGGGUCUACUCAGCUUGUUCCUAGUGGCCCUAAGUCCCUAUUGUCUCAACAAUACCAACUCAGGAUGGACAGAAGAAGCAUGAGAGGUUCUCGACCUGGAAGUCUGAAAACCAGAAGUACUGCCAAAGAGAAUGGUGAUAUCCAUCUGGGGAAGAUAAAUAGUUCUAUACUAAACCGAACUAGAACACCUGACGAUUACGACAUAAAAGUCUGGCAACAGAGGAAACAACAGGCGGAGAUUAAGAGGAGUCAGCAGGAGGAGGACCUUAGAGAAAACCACCCCCUGUUUGACACGCCUCUUUUUACAGUGGGACGGGAAUCUCAGUUUCGUAAGGUCUGUCAGAUGAUUGUAAAUGCUCAGUAUAACCACACACUGCGAGACCCCAUCACAGGAAAGGAGCUGAACAGCAAAUAUAAACGAAUACAUAAGAUAUUAGGACUGGUCACAUAUCUGGACUGGGUGAUGAUUAUGGUGACUAUCUUGUCCUGUAUAUCCAUGGCUUUUGAGACGCCCAAGAGAAGAAUAAUGAACACACCAGAACUUCAGAUUGCGGAGUAUGUGUUUGUAAUCUGUAUGAGUAUCGAGAUGGGUCUCAAAGUGUUGGCCAAUGGAUUCUUCUUCACCCCUAAAGGUGUAGUCAAGGACUUUGGAGGGAUGCUAAAUCUAUUUAUUUAUGCGGUGAGUGUGAUAUUUCUGUGCUGGAUGCCACAAGAAGUGAAGCGUGAUUCACCUGCCCAGGUGUUCUUGUUGCUCAGGUGUCUACGGCCUCUCAGGAUCUUUGUUCUUGUUCCUCACAUGAGGAAGGUGGUUUACGAACUCAUCCGGGGAUUCAAAGAAAUCAUAUUGGUCUCUGUCCUACUUGUGGUGCUGAUGUUCAUGUUUGCCAUUUAUGGAGUUCAUGUUCUAGGAGGAAAACUUCACAAAUGUAAUGAUCCCAACAUCACCACCAAGGAAGAAUGCAAGGGUAGAUUUUUCCAGAAAGUGUUUGUGACACAGAUGAAGAUACCUAAUGGGACGGAGAGUGAGGCUGGAUUCUUUGUUCCUAGAACUUGGUCCAAUCCCUAUAACUUUAACUUUGAUAACAUUGGGAGUGCCAUGUUAGCUUUGUUUGAAGUGUUAUCAUUGGAGGGCUGGCUGGAGGUCAGGGAUGUCAUCAUUGAGAGAGUGGGCCUGGAACAUGCCAUAUAUGUCCAUGUUUUUGUCUUCAUGGGCUACAUGAUAGGUCUGACUUUAUUUGUGGGUGUGGUCAUUGCCAACUAUAGUGAAAACAAGGGAACAGCAUUGCUGACUGUGGAUCAAAGAAGAUGGCUGGACUUGAAAGGAAGAAUUAAACUGGCUCAGCCAUUACAUAUACCACCUAGACCUGAUGGAACAAGCUUUCGCGCCAAGAUGUAUGACAUCACACAGCAUAAGAAAUUUAAAGCAGCGACGGUGUUCCUGAUUCUUGUCAACUGUGGGCUACUGGGAGUUCCUUGGAAGUCUUCCAAUGCCAGACAGACAUUUAUCUUGGGUUCUGUGUCUGCUGUGUGUACUCUUCUGUUCCUCUGUGAGGUGAUAAUAAAGAUGAUUGCCCUAACACCUAAGGGCUACUGGACAAGUAGAAGGAACCGUUUUGACAUGCUGCUCACCUUUCUAGGGGUCAUCUGGAUCAUACUACAUUUCACAUUUAAUCUUACUGGGCAGGAGGGUGAUGCUAAUAAUGUGUUUGGAGUUAUCAUUAUUGUUCUGAGGUUCUGUACAAUAUGUGGAAAGCAUGCAGCCCUGAAGAUGUUGACCCAGACUGUGGUCAUGUCCGUGUUGAAAAGUUUCUUCAUCAUCACAGGAAUGUUCUUACUGAUUCUCUUCUACGCUUACCUCGGGGUCAUUCUGUUUGGGACAGUCAAGCAUGGCUACAAUCUGGGAAGACAAGCUAACUUCCAGACCACUCCUAUGGCUAUAGCUCUGCUGUUCCGGAUUGUCACUGGAGAAGACUGGAAUAAAAUCAUGCAUGACUGUAUGGUGGCGCCUCCUUUUUGUACAAACGUUGGCAACAUCUGGGAGUCAGACUGUGGUAAUGGGACUGCCUCCAUUGUGUAUUUCUUCUCCUUCUAUAUCAUCAUCACCUACAUUGUCCUCAAUCUAUUGGUGGCUAUCAUCAUGGAGAAUUUUUCUCUGUUCUACUCCAAUGAAGAGGAUGCUCUGCUGAACUAUAAUGACAUCAGAAACUUCCAAAAUACCUGGAACAUUGUGGAUGUCAACAGGAAGGGAUCUAUUCCAGUCCGUAGAGUGAAGUUCCUCCUGAGACUGCUCAAAGGUCGUCUGGAGGUCGACUUGGAGAAGGAACGACUGGUUUUCAAACACAUGUGUUAUGAGAUGGAACGUCUUCAUGGGGGAAUGGAUGUGUCAUUCCAUGAUGUCAUCAGUAUGUUGUCGUACCGGUCGGUGGACAUCUGUAAAAGUCUACAGUUAGAGGAGUUAUUGGCCAGACAGGAACUAGAGUACACAAUAGAAGAGGAGGUGGCCAAACAGACCAUACGUAACUGGCUCGACUCAUGUCUCAAAAGGAUCCGAGCCAAACUUCCACCACAGCAGAAGGAGCACACAAAUCUGAUCUCCAAUCUCCGGGCCACCAAUGAACAGCCUCUGUUUACCCUGACAGAGCAACCAUCCAGUGCUGCCGAGAGCAGCGAGGAAAAUCGUAACGAGAGUCCAGUGGUACGAACCAGGAAGAAGGGGAUGGUAGAGCUUCAGCCCCCCAAUAUCCUGGUACAGCCUCCACCCCCUCCAACUCAGUCGCCAACUUUAAGAACCUCUCCCAGAAUUGAGAAGGAAAGACCAACACUGAAGAAACGGUCUGGAAGGCUUUCAUCGGGGAGUAAUUUUAAAGGCCUGACUGUAAACCUGAGUCAGACAUCGGAGAUUAAGGGUGAGACACUGGCCGUAUCCCCUCUACAGAAGACCUUUACAGAGAGUAUACUGAUUGGGGAGAAUGUGUCCACUAACAUCCAGUCCUGGUGGGGGGAUCAGUUCUCACAGAACGAGCAGGAAAAAUGACCAAUGGACAACUAACUGACCACUGUGGACCAGUCACUAAUUGAUAAACUGACCAUUGUUAAUUAGACUAAGGAUGGCAUUGGUUAUAAAGGAGACUGCAUAAACUGCACCAUGUUUUGAAUUCAUUUCAAAAAUGAUUUGCUAGAUAUCCAUCCCAAGAGCAGGGAAGCAUUGAUGACAUAUCCAUUGUUGUGAAGAAGGUUGGAAGAUUUUUUUUUUUGUAAAGAGGGAAGUUUUUUUGUAUCAUUUUUGAAUUACUGUUAAUGUCCUUUUUUUCGAGGGAUCAUAAUUCUGCAGAAUCGCAGUUUCUGUCCAAUUCGGGGGUUGGAAACUACGUGGAUUUGUUGGAUUGACAUUUUUUGUCGUAGAUGUACUUUAAGUAUGCUGGGAGAAAUUUUCGUGGAAAAUGUGACUGCAUACAUAGCGUAUAUUAAUCUCAUGUGGAAAAAAAGUAUAUCUAAAAUAUUUAUAUAAAUUCAGUUGUUGUAUGGGACGAUAAUAUUAUAAGUUAACAAUACAAGGACUUUUAGAACUGUAGAUAGGGAUUCAACAUAUUGCAGUGUUGUUUUGUGCUUGUCCUUUUCAAUUGUAAUUUGUUACAAGUAUGCAAUCAAUGUGCAGUAGAAGUAUGAAAGAUCCAGACAAUUUUUUAAUUAUUUCUAAAAACAUAUUCUUUAAAUGUUUAUUGUCUUUUUUUAUUAAAUUUAAGGGGUUUUUUUCCCUGAUCUGAACUUGCCAAUACAAACAAUUGCUAAAGUGCAAUAGAGAUGAGUGCAAUAUCAUUAUUUUUCAGUAAUAUUUACAGAUAUUUUUAAUAAUGAAGCAACAAAUAUUUUUAUCUUGCAUUCGCCUGGCAGUAGAAUGCAAAUUUACUCUAAGGGCUGUAGGGGUAAAAUGUUUGCAUUUUUUUCCUUGACACACAAAUUAGAGCAAGUAAUAAACACAUCAUCCUGUGAAUUCAGUGACCUAUUAACAUAUAAAUUAUUCCCCAUUUCUGGAAUUCAGGACUUUAUGUAGAGCAUGAAUAUCCUCCUGUACAUUUUAUACUGCCUCAGAUCAUAAGUACAUGUAGGUUGUGUAUUAUUGAUUAAUUAGAGGGUUUUAUUUUAGCCAUUUACAUGUAUACUAGUUCUGUUUUGAUCUCAUUUUAGUGUGCUCUAUCCUUGCCAAAAAGCUGUCUUUUUAAUGUAAGAAGUUGUUGAAAGAUUUGAAAUGAAUUUGUCAGUAUAAUGAAACAUGCAUUGUGUUGUUAGAUCAUGUUUUCAAUAAAAGUUGUGUUUAUCAGA
Saccostrea echinata is the source of this 6647-nucleotide messenger RNA. RefSeq names its product sodium leak channel NALCN-like. Gene Ontology annotation, molecular function: monoatomic cation channel activity. The record is from RefSeq and is a predicted model, not a curated record. Gene Ontology annotation, cellular component: membrane. Lineage: Eukaryota; Metazoa; Mollusca; Bivalvia; Ostreida; Ostreidae. Bases 106 to 5361 code for a protein of 1751 amino acids. The transcript is spliced from 40 exons. Gene Ontology annotation, biological process: transmembrane transport; monoatomic ion transport.